AUGUAUCAAUCCCUCCGUCUAACUCGCCCAACCCUCCGAGCAACAAGAUCACUAUCCAAAUUUCCCCUCCAGACCCGACAAUUCCACCCUACGAGAUCAGCCCCAUUUAUCGCCGAAGCUCUGGACUCUUCCUGGCUCGUCCAUGGCGUCCACAAUUUGACCGGCCUUUCCUGGGUCUACUCUAUUCCGCUAACCGCUCUCUUCGUCCGAACCUUCAUCGGCAUGCCUCUACAGAUAUUCUCCAGACUGCAAGCUCGCCGCGAACAGGCCGCCAUGCCCGUUGUUGCCAGCUGGCGCCAGCUGUUCCAGUCGAGAGCCCGUGCACUAGAUGCAAGACAACAGAACCCGCCCACGCUCGCAUCAGACAAAGCAAACAUAAACAUAGCGUUGAUGCGCCGGCGCAAGGAGAUCCUCCGCCGUCUCGGGGUCUGGCGCUUUUGGCGAGGGCUACCCUUACUUCAGCUUCCCGUCUGGCUCUCGGUGAUGGAGACCAUCCGCGCGAUGUCCGGCUUGGAGAGCGGACUCCUCGCGUGGCUGCUCUCGUGGGCCGGCUCCACCGCCGAGCGCGUCCCUGCCGAACCAACGCUCGCGCUCGAAGGCGCGCUCUGGUUCCCCGAUCUUCUGGCUGGGGACGCCACGGGCGUGCUGCCGGCAGCCCUCACCGCGUCCAUCCUCCUGAACAUCCAUUGCGGGUGGCCGGUGCCCCGACUGCGAGAAUUGGCGGACCUGCCGCGAUUGGAACUGGCGAAGCAGCUGUCGUGGCGCGGACUCCGGCUCUUCGUCCAGAUCAUGACGCUGAACGUCGGCCUUUCGACCUAUUAUACGGAGGCGCCGGUGGCCUUGUUGCUGUAUUGGCUCACGAGUAGCAGUUUUGCUACGCUGCAGAACUUGACUCUGGACAAGAUGAUGAAGCCACAUGGCGGAAAGAAGAAUGCCAUGACGGAGUCGAUGCGUCCACUUCCGCUGUAUAAAACUCCGGUGAGGCCGGUGAAGGGGGGCAAGAAGCAGACUGAGGUUCUGGGAUGA
Molecule: messenger RNA, 1026 nt
Organism: Aspergillus saccharolyticus JOP 1030-1
Lineage: Eukaryota; Fungi; Ascomycota; Eurotiomycetes; Eurotiales; Aspergillaceae
Product: putative mitochondrial export translocase Oxa2
Exons: 2
Coding region: 1-1026 (341 amino acids)
Biological process (GO): mitochondrial respiratory chain complex IV assembly; protein insertion into mitochondrial inner membrane from matrix
Cellular component (GO): mitochondrial inner membrane
Molecular function (GO): membrane insertase activity
Source: RefSeq, a predicted model, not a curated record